Aricia agestis (brown argus) is the source of this 817-nucleotide messenger RNA. RefSeq names its product trypsin, alkaline C-like. Gene Ontology annotation, molecular function: serine-type endopeptidase activity. Lineage: Eukaryota; Metazoa; Arthropoda; Insecta; Lepidoptera; Lycaenidae. The coding region runs from base 34 to 798 and encodes 254 amino acids. The transcript has 4 exons. Gene Ontology annotation, biological process: proteolysis. The record is from RefSeq and is a predicted model, not a curated record.
UUGACGAUUUGCAUCGCUAGUAGCAUAGUAAAAAUGCUGUCGAUUUUGUGUAUAGCGGCACUUGCCUUCGCUACUGUAUCAGGUCUACCUGAUCAAAGAAUAAUCGGUGGUGCUUUGACCACGAUCGACAGAUUUCCCUACGCGGUUGUGAUAUUGAGUUCAACUGAUGGUACGCAAUUCACGCAGGCUUGCGGGGGCACCAUCAUCAACAACAGAGCUAUUCUGUCAUCUGCUGAAUGCUACCACGGACUAACCAGAACUUGGCGUGCUCGCGCAGGCUCCUCGUACGCCAACAGCGGCGGCAGCGUUCACAACAUCGGCCAAAUCUUCAUCAACCCGUCCUACGACAUUAUCGGAGGCGACGGCGACUUGGCCGUCCUUCACGUAACUUCGGCGUUCUCGUACGGUAACAACGUGCAACCUGCGCGCGUUGGAGGCGCCAACUACAACUUAGGGAAUGGCGUUUCAGUUACAACUGUCGGAUGGGGACAGACUACGUACGGCGGUCAGAAAUCCGAGCAGCUCCGUUCGGUGGAAAUAUGGACUGUGAAUCAGGAAACCUGCCGACAGAACUACAACAUCAUUUCGAUCACGGUAACCCCGAACAUGAUGUGCGCCGGACACCUCGGAGUCGGCGGCCGCGACAUCUGUCCCGGGGACUACGGUGGUCCCCUCCUGCAUGAUACUGACGUCAUAGUCGGUGUCGCCUCUUUCGGUACCGGCUGCGGCUACGCCAACUACCCCGGUAUAUACUCCAGGGUCGCGCCAUACUCCAACUGGAUCGUGUCCACAGCUUAACGUGCUAAUAAAUAUUUGC